AUGAGUAAAAUGCAAGGUGGAUACAUGUUCGACGAGAAAAAAGCGAAGGAAGUGGCUGAGUCGGUGAAGGAAACGAUGGGCAACGCUGGACAAACUGUUAAAGAUUCCGCACAUUCCGCGUGCGAUACGGCUGAACAUGCAUCAAGGGAAUUUCUCGAUGCUGCGGGCCAAAAGGCUGGAUUCUUCGCUAAUGCAGGAAAUAAGGCACAAGAAGUGGCCGAUUCUGCUAAGGAAAAGAUUGUCGACGCUGGAAAAACGGUUAAAGAUGCAGUAGGGUCUGGAUUUGAUAAGGUCACACAUGCUGGAAGCGAUGCUGGUCACAGCGUGAAGAAUACCGUCGAGGCUGGUUACGACAAAGUGGUCAAAACCGGAAACGAAACUGGACAGGCUGUGAAGGGCAAAGCAAACUCUGCUUACGAGCAGGCUGAGCAAGCAGGGAAGGACACAUUAGCUUCAGCUGAGAAAAAAUGGGAUGAGGGAAAGAACUGUGCUGCUCGGAAGGUACACUACGCAGGAACUCUAAAAGGAAAACAAACUGACUCGUCUCACCGACCAGCGGUACUGGUAAACCGCCGCGUUGGUCUGGUCUCGCAGAUGGUCUCGCGAGAAAGAUGGUCUCGCAAGGAGAAUGAGAUCAAUGCAUUUUGUAGUAGUAUCCUUAAGUGGUGUCUGGAUAGUGUUAAGGAAUUGGAUGUGGGACAAUCCUAUAGCCCACAGUGUUACUAA
Necator americanus (New World hookworm) is the source of this 726-nucleotide messenger RNA. RefSeq lists its product as uncharacterized. Lineage: Eukaryota; Metazoa; Nematoda; Chromadorea; Rhabditida; Ancylostomatidae. The transcript is spliced from 7 exons. Bases 1 to 726 code for a protein of 241 amino acids. The record is from RefSeq and is a predicted model, not a curated record.